AUGUCCUCCAGCUCGUACACCUUCCCCUCCACCUGGGUCUUCUCUGUCCAGGACAGCAACGCCCGCCCGGAGCCGGCCGCCACCCCCCCGCCGGCCGCCGCCGCCGCCGGUGCCGGCGCCGCCCCGGCCGCCCCCAGCGCCGAUACCUGGACCGAUUCCAUCAUCGACUGUGGCAACAUCACGACCAUCGAGGACUUCUGGUCGAUCUUCAACAACAUCCACACCCCCUCGUCGUUCGCCAGCUCGACCGACUCCUUUACUUACUACAUCUUCCGCGACGGGUACAAGCCCGCCUGGGAGGACUCGGCCUUCUGCAAUGGCGGUCGCUUCCGCGUGUCGGACAACCUGCCGGACGCCAAGUGGUUCGAGAUGAUCCUGGCCGUGCUGACCGAGAGUCUCCUUGCGGGCAAGGACGACUCGAUCAAGAACCAGAUCAACGGCCUGGUCUUCCGCCUGGGGAACCGCCCCCGGUGCGACAUCUGGAUCUCCGACUCGGCCGCCUCCACGCCCAUCCUUCAGUCCUUCCCCCAGUGGUUCACCGGGAAAAACUUCGAGUAUUCCUCCUUCAGCGCCAUCUCCAAUCGCUCGGCCUCGCGCUCUUCGCGUGGUAGCUCCUCCAGUGGUGGCACCCGGCCUCGCCGGACGACGGGCUCCGGCUCCGGCGCCGGUGGCUCUUCCGCCCCGGGCUCGGCCUCCGGGUCGCCUGCUCUCGGCCCGAUGUCCAACUCCGGCGGCCAUGGCGGUGCCGGGUCCUCCGGCGGUGCCUCGCUCUCUUCCUCCACGGGCUCCGGUGGCCCGCGCCGCACCUCCGGCUCCGGCGGCCAUCGCUCCGGCGGCUCCGGCGGCCACCGCUCCUCGUCGAACCCCUCCUCCUCUGAUCCGGCCACUGCCUCCUCGGCCGCGGCUGCGCACCCCUACGGCAGCGGCUCCUCCGGCCGCCAGGCUUCCUCCUCGUCUUCCUCCGGCGGUGGCAGCGGCUCCAGCAGCGGCGGCGGCCGGAACUUCCCCUCCGGUGGCUCUUCGCGCUCUGGCGGCUCCUCGCGUUCCGGCGGCUCUUCGCGCUCCGGCAACAGCGGCAGUGGCACCUCGUCCUGGACUUCCGGCCGCGGCAGCAGCACCGGCGCCGGUGCUCCGCCUGCUGGUGGCAACUGA
This is a messenger RNA of Fonticula alba, 1152 nucleotides long. RefSeq lists its product as hypothetical. Lineage: Eukaryota; Rotosphaerida; Fonticulaceae. Gene Ontology annotation, biological process: translational initiation. The record is from RefSeq and is a predicted model, not a curated record. Gene Ontology annotation, molecular function: RNA 7-methylguanosine cap binding; translation initiation factor activity. Gene Ontology annotation, cellular component: eukaryotic translation initiation factor 4F complex. Bases 1 to 1152 code for a protein of 383 amino acids. The transcript is spliced from 3 exons.